Messenger RNA from Cladophialophora psammophila CBS 110553, 1551 nucleotides. RefSeq lists its product as uncharacterized. Gene Ontology annotation, molecular function: phosphoprotein phosphatase activity. The record is from RefSeq and is a predicted model, not a curated record. Lineage: Eukaryota; Fungi; Ascomycota; Eurotiomycetes; Chaetothyriales; Herpotrichiellaceae. The coding region runs from base 1 to 1551 and encodes 516 amino acids. Gene Ontology annotation, cellular component: plasma membrane. The transcript is spliced from 2 exons.
AUGACAGAGAAGCCCAAAAAACAGCCGUCGCUUGUCAAAAUUCCUUCUCGCACGUCUUCCAACCUGAGAUCCGCCGAACCUGCCAACGCACCUCCUGUACCAACCGCACCUGAUGACCCACCCCCGUCGCCUAGGCGAGGCUCGAAACGAAGUCUACUCAGUAGAAGCAGGAACAAUAGCAGAGGUAGUCGAAGGUCAUUCAGAGGAGCUCGGCCGGCGGAGAAUACCAAAGAACCCGUACCGCCUCUUCCUCAAACCGCGGCUCCCAAAAUCGAGAAGAAAGCUCGUAGCGGAUUGCUCGCCCUCUUGAACUGUUGCAGUCCCACCGAAUAUCCUGAUGACACCAAAUCAGACGACCCCGAUAUUGCAGCCAAGAAGAUUAAGAUCCAGCCCCAGCUUCAAAGGACGUCCAGACCGCAAGAACAGAAUGAGGUCGUGGAGAACGAGAAGACUUCGGAAGGCAACACCGCAGUGGAUGAUGCAACUGCACGAGGCAAAGCUGGAGAGGAAGAGAAAGCAGAAAUAAUGGAGAAGAAGGAGCCUGACGACUCCCGACCGAGGAUAUCGCGGGAGGAAGCAUAUCAUGAAAAGGUCACGCUUCCUGGCACGAGCGGGACAAUGCCAUCUUCGACUCUCACUGAAAAAGAUGUGGGAUCCCACGGCGAUGAGGACCAGAUCAAAUCAACUACUAUCACCAUGCCUGAACCAUCUUCCAAACCGGAUGUCAAUGUGAUAGCAGCCACACCCACCGAUGCAGAGCAUCCUGUGGAGCCGCAACGAUAUAAGGGCGAUGAGAAGACAGCUUCUGAUGUGGAGAUGUCAGAGGCCCCUCCUGCUGUUCCAGUGGUUGAUGAAGAGCCGUUGGACGAGCCACCUCAGCCUGCAGAACUGCAACCACAAGUGCCUCUCCCUCCUCCGCCGCCAUUGUCCAAACGACAAGAGCAGUUUGCGCCCAAGGAAGUUCCCCCGGUCCCAGAAGCAGCACCGGAGAAGCAAUCAUGGCUUCUACCUCCUGUACAGCCCCAUCUAAAAGGACGAAAGUGUUUGAUUCUCGACUUGGAUGAGACCCUGGUACACAGCAGCUUCAAGAUCCUAAACCAAGCCGACUUCACCAUCCCCGUCGAAAUUGAAGGCCAGUAUCACAAUGUCUACGUGAUCAAGAGACCAGGCGUAGAUACAUUUAUGAAGAGAGUUGGGGAGCUGUACGAGGUGGUGGUCUUUACUGCUUCUGUAUCAAAAUAUGGCGACCCACUACUAGAUCAACUAGACAUUCACCACGUUGUUCAUCACAGGCUCUUCAGGGAGAGCUGUUACAACCACCAAGGAAACUAUGUCAAGGACCUGUCACAAGUCGGCCGAGAUUUAAAGGAAACUAUCAUCAUUGACAAUUCUCCCACAUCUUACAUUUUCCACCCGCAACACGCUGUUCCAAUAAGCUCCUGGUUCUCGGAUGCACACGACAACGAGCUGCUGGAUCUAAUACCAGUCCUGGAAGACCUGGCUGGACCGCAAGUCCAGGACGUAAGCCUGGUCCUGGACGUGGCUCUGUGA